CUUCUACUUGCUCAAAUCAAGUCUAUCUGAGUUAUUCACGCGAUGGAAGCGGGUCGUUUUAUCCCUUGGCAAAAUGCUCGUUAUAGAUUGCGUAAUCUAUGUCGGAUUGACGAAAUAUUCCGACAGUCAACGAAUGUACUUCACUUACUUGACGACACUAGCCCAUCUGAUAUUUGCCAGUGAACUAAUCGGGGUUAACUCCAUCAACUAUAUCAAUACCAUAACCAUCAAGAAGAUCACCACCAAGAUCCAGUAUGAUAACAACUGGUUCAUAAACCAACGAUUCAUCAACUCAUUAAUAUGCUUUGUGAUUAUCAACUACAUCACCUAUGUGUUAAACUGGUUGAAUUUCACCCUAAGACUUAAUUUAACCCCGCCAAUCAGUCAGGCAGACAAUUUAUAUUUAACAAUUUCAAUUCAUAUCAUACUUCAGACCAUCUUAUUUAAAAACUCAUCCAUCAUUCAAAACUCGAUCCCCAAUUUGACUGAUGAAGUCAGUGUCAAUGUCGAUGACAAUAAGUUAUUAGAUAUCGACAUUACCCAACUUAAGCAGAUCAAUCCAUCCAACCAAUCCAUUGCCGUUAAGAAUUUUGAGAAUUUCAUCAUAUCCCCGAUCAACAGCAAGUUGUCUGUGCUUAGCAAAUCAGACAAGGUAGUCACCACCAAUAGCAAGUCUAAUAAUGUCACCACAAUAAACAACAAGAUUGUCAUUCAACCAUUCUGGAAUAUCAUUGCUGCGUUCAAGUCGAUACUCAAGAAUAAGGAUUUGUUUAAUCAUGCUGUCACGGAUGAUGAAGAGAUUGCCGAUAGUGUCAAAGUAUCGGUUGUGAUGUGUAAUUCCAACAAGGUUGUUCUUCAAUUAUUUGACCCCGUGGAAAGAUUAUUGGUGAAGCUUAAUCAAAUCAAUUGGAUGUCGUUCAAGACCAUUGACAACUAUUUGAUAAUUUACGACUUGGCCCUGGCAUUCAAGUAUGAAAUCGUUUUGUAUCAAGAUGAUACCCCUGUGAACAAAACUGUGGUAGUAACCACGGGUUCAGUAUCUUUCGCUUGCGGCUCCGGUUCUAUCGGUACGAUCCAAACCUCAUUGUCAACCACCAUGUCCAAACUCACUCAACUCCGACAAAAAUUCAAAAAGUACAAACGAGAUGAGAACAAGCGGAUUACAGAAUUACGUAACUCCAUUGACGUGAUAAAGACCCGACUCACCAAGCAAAACACCCCCAAGCAUAAUGAUAUCAGGUUAGUUGGGAAAAUCAAGGGUUUGAAACAGACGGUGAUUCAAUUGGAACACGACAUUGACCAACUCCUGGCUGAAAUCAAACAAUUGACUAUUCAAGAAAAUGAAAUUAGUCAACAGUUUGAAAUCAAGGAUGAAGAGUAUGCCAGUGAGGUGCAACUAUUAGAGCAAGAAUACGAAGACUACUUGUCUCGAUUGAAUAAAUUGCGUGCAGAAUUGAAGAACAUCAAGGGUGAGUGUCAGACAAUCCUUGCCAAGAACCACAAAUUACAAGUGAAGCAAUUGAACAAACAAGACGAAAUCAAGACAUUAACCAAUGAACUCAACGACAUCAAGUCCCGUGAAAUACUUGACAAAUUCAAAACAAGAACCAGGAAAACCAACGACAAGUUUGACUACAUUUUACCGAAAUUAAUUCACGAAACUGAAGUAUUGACAAAAAUGUUCUCCGACAGACAAUAAAUAAUGUGUAUAUUUUAUUUUUUAAAAUUAUUUACAGGUUAACUAAUUUCCUUUAAUGACUCCCCCACACUGUGGAACCCCCGAUUGUAGUACAACACUCCUCCUCCUCCUCCACUUUUUUCAUCUCCUCCACGUAAGAUAUCCACCACGUCAACCACCCAAAUUUCAUGCAGGUCAACCUUGAAAUUCUCCCUUGCUUUACAAAUAAACACAAUCUCCGCCUCGUUCAAAAUGGGCACCUUUACGUCGUCCACAUCGUGAUAUCGAAACUCGUUCUGUUCCAACUUCUCAAACGGCCUUGUCAUUUCAUGGAAUAUUCUCCCAUCCCUGAUCUCCUCUUUGCUUGUUCCUAACACUAACUCUUUCUGGUUAUCUUGCUUCACACCCUUGGCGAAUAUUCGCAAGAGAUGUACGGACUCGGCACUGGGUGGCAAUAUGUGAAUGGCACAUAUUCGACAUGAAUGUAACUCGCGCGAGGUGUAUGAUGGUAAAUGUAAAUUGAACUGAAGUACUGGUUUAGGAUAUAUCGAUAGCGAGCAGACACUACCUAGAGUCAUUCCAUGGAGUUGGUUUAUUGGUGUUGCAUGGGGAGUACCUGAUGUCAAUAUCAUUGCUUGUUGGGAGACUCGCGACAUUGAUUGUCGGAAUUGGUCCGAUAGCACUUUCAUGCUAUAUAGUCUGCGAAACAUAUUACUUGUGCUAGGUUAAAU
This is a messenger RNA of Spathaspora passalidarum NRRL Y-27907, 2409 nucleotides long. RefSeq names its product Emc9p (gene EMC9). Bases 74 to 1699 code for a protein of 541 amino acids. The transcript has a single exon. The record is from RefSeq and is a predicted model, not a curated record. Lineage: Eukaryota; Fungi; Ascomycota; Pichiomycetes; Serinales; Debaryomycetaceae.